AGCCCGGAGCGUGCACGCACCGAGACGCCUUGCGGGAGCGAGCGCGUCUGGGAGCCCGCGGGCCGAGAAGCGCUGCGGGUUGGGAGACCCGCGCCUGCGACUCAGGAUUCCAAAGUUGGAAAUAACAGGACAGAGGACCUGGUGCAACUCCCCUUUGUCUUACAAAUAAGGAAAUUGACACCUUGCAAGAUUACCUGUGGAACAUAAACAAUGGAUUCCUUGGACCAUAUGCUGACGGAUCCCCUGGAACUGGGUCCAUGUGGAGAUGGCCAUGGCACACGUAUCAUGGAGGACUGCCUCCUGGGGGGCACCAGGGUUAGUCUGCCUGAGGACCUUCUGGAGGAUCCUGAGAUAUUCUUUGAUGUAGUCAGCCUCUCAACAUGGCAAGAAGUAUUGAGUGACUCUCAACGUGAACACCUCCAGCAGUUUCUGCCUCACUUCCCUGAAGACAGUUUUGAGCAGCAAAAUCAGCUCAUUCUGGCCCUGUUUAGUGGGGAGAACUUCCGCUUUGGGAACCCUCUGCACAUUGCCCAGAAGCUUUUCCGAGAUGGACACUUCAACCCGGAGGUGGUCAAGUACCGGCAGCUGUGCUUUAAGUCCCAGUAUAAGCGCUACCUCACCUCCCAGCAGCAGUAUUUCCAUAGGCUGCUGAAGCAGAUCCUGGCUUCCCGGAGUGACCUACUGGAGAUGGCCCGACGGAGCGGCCCAGCCCUUCCCUUCCGCCAGAAGCGUCCUUCACCCUCCCGUACCCCUGAGGAGCGGGAGUGGCGGACCCAGCAGCGCUACUUGAAGGUGUUGAGGGAAGUAAAGGAGGAGUGUGGCGACACGGACCUGUCGUCUGAUGAAGAGGCCACGUUGGAUUUACAAGAAAAAUUUUCUUUUGAAGAUCUCAGCUCAUGGCUUCCGAGCUCUCCAGCGCGUUCUCCUAGCCCUGCGGUGCCCCUGAGGGUGGUGCCCACGCUUUCAACCACGGAUAUGAAAACUGCAGAUAAAAUAGAACUGGGGGACAGUGACCUGAAGAUAAUGUUAAAGAAGCACCAUGAGAAGCGGAAACAUCAGCCAGAUCAUCCGGACCUUUUGACAGGGGACCUGACUCUCAGUGACAUCAUGACUCGAGUAAAUGCCGGCAGGAAGGGCUCUCUAGCAGCCCUAUAUGACUUGGCUGUCCUUAAAAAAAAGGUGAAGGAAAAAGAGGAGAAGAAGAAGAAGAAAAUAAAACUGAUCAAGUCAGAGGCAGAGGAUUUGGCUGAACCCUUAAGCACCGCUGACGGGAUCCCACCUCUCUCCCAGGCCCCUUCUCCACUGGCUAUACCUGCUAUCAAGGAGGAGCCUCUUGAAGACCUCAAGCCUUGCCUUGGAAUCAAUGAAAUAUCCUCCAGUUUCUUCUCUCUUUUAUUAGAGAUCUUGCUGCUAGAGGGGCAGGCUAGCCUUCCUAUGCUGGAGGAACGGGUUUUGGAUUGGCAGUCCUCUCCAGCCAGCUCCCUCAAUAGCUGGUUCUCUGCCGCCCCCAACUGGGCAGAGUUGGUGUUACCAGCCCUGCAAUAUCUUGCUGGGGAAAGUCGUGCCAUACCUUCCAGUUUCUCUGCAUUCGUUGAAUUCAAAGAGAAAACCCAGCAGUGGAAAUUGCUUGGCCAGUCCCAAGAUAAUGAAAAGGAAUUAGCUGCACUCUUCCAGCUGUGGCUAGAAACCAAAGACCAGGCUUUCUGUAAGCAAGAAAAUGAAGACAGCUCAGAUGCCACAACACCUGUUCCUCGGGUAAGAACUGACUAUGUGGUGCGGCCCAGCACGGGGGAGGAGAAAAGAGUUUUUCAGGAGCAGGAGCGUUACAGAUACAGCCAACCCCAUAAGGCGUUCACCUUUCGCAUGCAUGGCUUCGAGUCUGUAGUGGGGCCUGUGAAGGGUGUUUUUGACAAGGAGACCUCACUCAACAAGGCUCGGGAGCACUCCCUGCUGCGCUCUGACCGGCCUGCCUAUGUCACCAUCCUGUCUCUUGUUCGAGAUGCUGCGGCCCGGCUGCCUAACGGGGAAGGUACCCGGGCAGAGAUCUGUGAACUACUCAAGGACUCCCAGUUUCUCGCCCCAGAUGUCACCAGCACCCAGGUGAACACAGUAGUGAGCGGAGCACUGGAUCGGCUGCAUUAUGAGAAAGACCCAUGUGUGAAAUACGACAUUGGGCGAAAGCUGUGGAUCUACCUGCAUCGAGACCGGAGUGAGGAGGAGUUCGAGCGGAUUCACCAGGCACAGGCAGCUGCAGCUAAAGCCAGGAAAGCCCUUCAGCAAAAACCCAAGCCCCCAUCGAAGGUGAAAUCCGGUAGCAAGGAGAGUUCACUGAAGGUCCUCAGCAGUGGCCCCUCCGAGCAGAGCCAGAUGAGCCUCAGUGACUCCAGCAUGCCACCCACCCCGGUUACACCUGUGACCCCCACCACUCCGGCUUUGCCUGCCACCCCGAUCUCCCCUCCACCUGUGUCAUCAGUGAACAAAAGUGGCCCUGCUACUGUCUCAGAACCAGCUAAAUCUAGCUCAGGUGUUCUUCUGGUGUCUUCACCAACCAUGCCACAGCUAGGAACGAUGCUUUCCCCGGCUUCCAGCCAGACUCCACCAAGUUCUCAGGCCACCGCCCGCGUCGUGAGCCACUCUGGCUCAGCCGGACUACCCCAGGUGCGGGUCGUGGCCCAGCCUGGCCUUCCUACUGUGACUCAGCAGUCGGCGGGGCCGACGCAGACACUACCCCAGAUGCCGGCGGGACCACAGAUUCGCGCUCCAGCCACUGCUCCACAGACCAAAGUCAUGCCCCAGACAGUAAUGGCCACCGUUCCAGUCAAAGCCCAGAGCACGGCGGCCACUGUGCAGCGUCCUGGCCCCGGGCAGACGGGGCUCACGAUGACAAGUCUCCCUGCCACAGCCAGCCCCGCAAGCAAGCCAGCCACGAGUUCUCCCGGGAGCUCUGCUCCGAGUGCUUCCACGGCUGCUGUCAUUCAGAAUGUCACAGGACAGAACAUCAUCAAGCAGGUGGCCAUCACAGGGCAGCUUGGUGUGAAGCCCCAGACGGGCAACAGCAUUCCGCUCACAGCCACUAACUUCUGCAUCCAGGGUAAGGAUGUCUUGCGUCUGCCGCCCUCUUCCAUCACCACGGAUGCCAAAGGCCAGACAGUUUUGCGAAUCACUCCGGACAUGAUGGCCACAUUGGCCAAGUCCCAGGUCACCACAGUCAAAUUGACCCAGGACCUCUUUGGGACAGGAAGCGGCACUGCGGGCAAAGGCAUUUCUGCUACCUUACACGUCACUUCCAAUCCGGUUCAUGCCACGGAGAGCCCUGCCAAGGCCAGUUCGGCCAGUGCCCCUUCAUCCACUCCGACAGGUACUACCGUGGUUAAAGUGACUCCUGACCUCAAGCCAACAGAAGCCUCAAGUUCAGCUUUCCGCUUGAUGCCGGCACUCGGUGUGAGUGUGGCAGACCAGAAGGCGAAAAACACAGUGGCUUCUUCUGAAGCGAAACCGGCUGCCACGAUCCGCAUUGUGCAGGGCCUGGGAGUGAUGCCCCCCAAAGCAGGCCAGACCAUCACAGUUGCGGCCCAUGCCAAGCAAGGGUCCUCAGUGGCCGGUGGGUCUGGAACUGUCCAUACUUCAGCGGUGUCCUUGCCCAGUAUGAAUGCUGCUGUGUCCAAGACUGUGGCUGUGGCUUCUGGGGCUGCAAGCACCCCCAUCAGCAUCGGGACAGGAGCCUCUGCCGUGCGGCAGGUCCCUGUCAGCACCACGGUGGUUUCCACGUCCCAGGCUGGGAAGCUGCCUACGCGGAUCACGGUUCCACUGUCUGUUAUUAGCCAGCCUAUGAAGGGCAAAAGUGUGGUCACGGCCCCCAUCAUCAAAGGCAACCUUGGUGCCAACCUCGGUGGCUUGGGCCGCAAUAUCAUUCUCACCACCAUGCCAGCGGGUACUAAGCUCAUUGCUGGCAAUAAGCCUGUGAGUUUCCUCACUGCCCAGCAGUUGCAGCAGCUUCAGCAACAAGGUCAGGCCACACAGGUGCGCAUCCAGACUGUGCCUGCAUCCCAUCUUCAACAGGGGACAGCUUCGGGUUCCUCCAAAGCAGUCUCCACUGUCGUUGUGACCACAGCUCCAUCUCCUAAACAGGCACCUGAACAGCAGUGAUUCGGGGCGAGAGAAGCGGUGUCCGUGCACGCGCGCACCUGGUCUGCCCUCCUGGCCGAGAAGAAGGGACCAGAGAGGGGGCAUCGUUCUUCUCAGCUUGUCUGGUUAGGGAAGGCCGGCAGUGGGGUGAUGGCAUCAGUGGCCUGGAAUCUUCUUCCACACUCCGCGGCGGAGCACACCGAGAAAAGUCCCCUCCAGGCUUCCAAGGGCUGUUCUGUUCUGAUCCGGGAGAAGCUCCUCUCUCAGGGUUGGGUGAGGUCAUCGUUGGGCCCCACAAGCCCCAGUUCUCUUCUGGAGAGCCAGACACCGGGGGAAGGCUCAUAGCCGCAGAGCGUGCACACCGGCAGGAAGCCUCGUUCUCUGUGGGGAUUGGGUUUUUUAGCUUCUGCUCUUCUCUGUGACUAGUGGUCUAGAUAGGAGUUUUUGUGUCCAGAAAUUUUUAUGUAACUUAUUUUUUUAAGGAACCUGUUGUACAUCUUUAUCCAAUAGAAACCUGGGCUUUAGCCCUCUCCCCCCAACCCCGUCCCCCAAACUGAUUACUUAUUCUUCUGACCAGAAUGAGAGAAUAGCAGGAUUCUUAGUAAGUUGGUGGCUGACUUGAUCACUGCAUAGUAAUGGGGAGGCUGUAAGGUGGGCAGGGAACCCUAGGGAACGAGAGAGUACGGGUUCCCCGAAAUGGGAUGAGUUUGGCACCGCCUCAUAAAGAUGAGGUAUUGGCAUCUUGAUUGUGGUCCAUAUCUUCACCUGCUGACUUUGUCGUCCUUGUCAAGCCUGUUUACACCAAAGUCCAGAGCCAGUGGACAGAGUAGGCAAGCACCAGCAGAGAUGCUGCUUUUGCAGCUCAGAACUUACUGUGGUUCAGAGAUUAUGUUCUGCUUUGCUCCAGAGCAAGAGUCUGCAAACCACAGCCCUGGGGCUGGCUACCAGUUUUUGUAAAUAAAGUCUUCUUGGAACACAGCCCCUGGCCAUUUGUCUAUGUAUUAUCUAUGGCUGCUUUCAAUUUGAAGGCAGACCUGAGUCAUUGCCAUAGAGUCCAUAUGGCCCUUAGGCCUAAAAUAUUUACGUCCUUAGGUCGUUUAGGUAAAACUUUGCUGACUUCUGCUCCAGAGUAGAGAGGGCAAGAAGAGAGUGGGUGUGCGCACCAGGCGGCUCGGUCACAGGAGAGGUCAGUUGGGAUUUACCUGUCCUUUCAUCCUGGCUGUGUCCCCCUUCUGAGCCUCUACCAAGCUCUAGGCAGAGCUCUGAACGAUACUGGAAAAUGUCAUAAGUGAGUAAAGCCCUGGUUGUUAACAACAUAGGCCUCUUUUGUACGGGAGCGGGGGUUGGAUGGUGGAGCUUUCCUGCAGGGUCAGAGCUUCCCUGUUUCUCUUGAGAGUGUCCAGAUUAUUAAAAAUGUGUCUUUAAUCUGUGGAAAUUCAGAGAUGAUCUUUUAUUUUUUUUUUCUGGCGAGGAAGUGGAGUUGGGCAGAAAAUUUCUGUCGCCUAGUGUAGAGGGGGUUGCCAGGUGGCUGCUGAGUGAUGAGACAGGCUGCAGAGGAGCAGGGAAGGUCAGAGUGGCUGGUGGCUUUCUAGACAUCGCAUUUGAUUCUUGAAGCAGUUCUGUAAAAUAGACCGCAUUAUCCCUCUUCUGACUUCUCAUCCCUGUGACAGAUUGCAGGUCUGAGUUGGGGUUAAAGAGAAGCAAGAUGUAAAUCCAGUCUUCUGAUCCUUUCUGCUGCCUUCUUAGGGGAGGGUGGCUGUGAUGUGUCUUGCCAAGAGGUGGGGACAGUUGGAAUUGGGGGGGGUAAGCCCAGGUUACAGAGUGCCGAGGUGAAGUGGCUGAGGGGUGACUGAGCUUUUGCUGGUAGUAGGGGGCUGGCACAGAAGUCAGACGGGGAAGGGGGAGAGGUAGGAACUGCCAUGAAGGAGAAGAAUGGCCUUUUAGCUGAGUAGAGGAGAGGGCAUCUGUCCUUUCCAGCACUUUGAUAUUUGCACGUCAUUGCUUCCUAGAGUCACAUUUCACAUGAAGAGUCCGAGUGACAGUUUCUAAAUGAGAAAACGGUAGACAUUUGAGGGAUCCUGUCUCAGGUAUUUAUUGCUGGUUAAAACAAACCCUUCUCAAAGUUACUUAACAAGUGAUUGCAUGAAAGUAGUUCCGACAUUCAGCCCUGCCCCACUCUUUUAUUUACUGAAGUCACCUGGCUGUGUCUGUCUCCUUAGUGCCUGGAGACAUUUACCUGCCCGCUCAGAGAACAGGGAUAUUUCAGGAUGCUAGUGUGGGACUGGCUCCCUGCUGAGUACGAUUUGGUACCGCCUAGCCUGUCGGUGGAGUGCUGAGGAAGGGCAGCCGCUGCUGGAGUUGUUCAAGGGAUGUCAGCAACAUUUGCUUCAGACAUGGUCCUCGGAUACAGACCUCAAGGGUCUUGUAGAGAUGUGGGAGCUAUGGCGGAUGUUUUGGGGGAACAUGCCCAGAAGAACUUGUGGGAGCCCUUGAGCCUCUGCACCUAAGGUUCAGAGGUUGGUAAAAUUAUUCAGACCGUGUGCCUGAGACUGGAUUUGGUGACUAGCACUGUGAUGGGUUUGUACAUUAAUACCACAUCUAAGAAGGUUUUCCUCCAGGAUUGAUCAGUUCCAUGAAGGUAUCCCAAACUGUGCUACGAAAGGGGCAUCACAAUAAGUUUCAGUGUUGCCUGUCUGAUCUUCACACCUCAACCCCUCACUCUGCAGAAAAUACAUUUCCUCGCCGUGUGCUGCACUACCCCACCCUGUCCACCCGCAGCAAUCUUUACGACGAAAGGAACAUUGUGAAUAGGUUCCUUACCCCCCACCUCCAGUCUCUUCGGGGAAAGAACGUGUUUUAUGUUAAUUGCUCAUAGUGGGUCCUCCAGUACUUAACUGAAUGGACGUUUGGGUUCCUACUUAGCAGGCAAACGAAAUUGGAUCCUGAAAGGGCCCCACAGGUUCUCUUCUCAUAAUUAAAUCCCAUUUUCAAGUAGCUAAUUCUUAACCCCUGAGGUGUGACUUCAGCACUGAAAUGCUAGCUAACUGUGGGAGGUCAGUUCUCACGUAAGUACAGCAUUUCUGCCGAAGAGCACAUGGUGCUGAGUGUCGAAGAUCUCUGCCGUAUCUGUGUGAAGUAGCUGGGGGGGGGGGGGGGGGCUCUAUUGAGAAGUAAGCUGGCUUUGGAGUCCUGAAGGCUGGCUUUGCGACUUCGUAGCUCUGUGACCUUUGGCUCAUCAACUUCUCUGCAGAACUGAAUGUGCUUCCAUUAUUGGUGGUGGUGUGACUCACAUGGGACACAGUGCCUGUCAGUGUGUGUGAGGUGCUGUACACACGAAUGGUAUGUUGGUCUGGAAGACCUUUCCAGUUUGUCCUAGCCCACUUCUGUCAGUUUGUGGAACUUAACUAACUCUCCGUGUUCCUUCAUGAUUUCAUGGUCUCUGUGCUUCCUGUUCUCUCUGCCCGGAACGUGUUUCUCCAGGGCAGACUCCCCAUCUCCUCCCCUCCCUCGCAUUCAUGGUAGUUGUACUUACCCCUUAUGGCACCAGUGACCCUGUAGGUAACUGCA
Molecule: messenger RNA, 7692 nt
Organism: Zalophus californianus (California sea lion)
Lineage: Eukaryota; Metazoa; Chordata; Mammalia; Carnivora; Otariidae
Gene: NFRKB
Product: nuclear factor related to kappaB binding protein
Exons: 27
Coding region: 211-4146 (1311 amino acids)
Cellular component (GO): Ino80 complex
Molecular function (GO): protease binding
Source: RefSeq, a predicted model, not a curated record